ACACCGUUUAUUUGACUCUAUGUUUUUCUCUCUACUUUUUUACUGCAAUCUUAUCGCCUCGUGUUGGUUGAUUGGUUGUUGUAUUUUAAAGACGUAAAAUAUGUUUGUCAUAAACGCCGUUAAUCAAAAUUAUAUACAAUUAUAUCUUCUAGUUGUGAAUAACAGGAAUUGGAUACAAUUAAAAAGAUUUAAAAUGCAUAUUAAGAUUAGAGUUGUUUACGGUUAUUAAAGUUUAGUUCCUUAAAGUUAGCUCGUUAGGUAAAAGGAGGGAAAAAAGGGGGUGGGGAGUGCUAAGUGAAAUUUUUUAUGAUUCCUUCUUCAGACUUUUUCAAAAUCGUCGACAAAUAGCAUAACUUUAACUCCACGUGGCAGAUUUAAUCCAAGGUCGCUGAUGAUAGCCCGUGUUUUGUAAAUACUUAUUUCACGACUUAAAUAAUAAUUAUAAAAAAUUAAUAAAUUAAAUUUACUUAUUUACUUUUUAUUAAAAAAAUAAGAAGAUUACACAAACCUUAGACGAGGUAAUUAUUGAAUUGAUGUUUUAAAUUAAUUCUAAACGGGAACAAAGGAUUGUUUGAUGCAGUUUCUUUUGUUAACUUAUGGUACUUACAGCUUCAAUACAGCAAUUCCCACAAAGCAUCAUGACCGUACACAACAUCAUUUAAAUAAAUUACAACACUGGUACAAACCAUGAAAAUUCGACUAAAGCACGAUAAAUCAAACACAUUACAUUUACACUUCGAAGAAAUACCUGCCCUCCAAUUUAUAUCGAAAACAACCAAAUACCUCAGACGGACAUGGUACACUACUUUGGUCUUACCUUAGACAGAAGGAUGACAUGGGGCCCACAAGUCAAAAUGAAACGGAAGAUUCUCAACAGACGACUCCCACUACUUCAUUCACUUUUUCAAAUCUUCAAAACUAGAAAGAACUGAGACAGAAACUAAAUACAUACCUAUGCUUAGCUAAACCUAUAUGGACGUACUCCUCACAAAUAUAUGAUAUAGCUAAAAAUACCCACUUAUCCUGCGGUUUCACUUAAUUGCCGACGAUUCGACCUGGUCAGGUAAUUCUCCUACCGCAGGCAUUUCAAAAAUAAUUUGUAAAUCAAUGACAUUCAUUCAAACACAAUACUUUCAUCCCAUUUAAGUAUUUACUGUACAUACUAAACUAUUAUUUAUUGUAGAUACUAUUGACUUCAGCGACAAUGAAAUGAUUUAUUAAAAAAGAAAACACAUAUAAUUUAUUUACAGUUUGUUCUUAUGUGGGUCAUCGAUUAAACUAUUCUUUAUCUUUGAUAUAAGAAAGGAGGACAGCAAUGAAAUUAUUUUUAGGUUAUUAAAGCUCAUUAUUACAUAGUUAUAGCCCUCCAUGAAUUUGUGUUUAACUAAAAACUUUCAAACUCUUUAUGGGAUGAGUUUGAAAGUUUGAUUACAGACGAAGAAGUGUUAGUUUGGGGAAUAAACUUGAUAAUGUUCUCAACUACUUUUGUUCCCGACUUAGCCAUUUGAACAGGAUAUCCAACUACUACUACCUUCACCGAAUAAAAACUUGUUUUUAAUUUAUUUUAAUAAAACGAGUUAGCCACUUAUUCAUGGAGGCUAGAGAAAUAUUUAUUGAAUAUAUUUCUAAUAAUUUACUUUGUGCGCAGGAUGAAAAGAAUCAAAUCCUGACCACCAACUGCUGGUUAACUCAGAUUUGGACAGACCACCACCUCAAGUGGAAUAUUUCAGAGUUUGAGGGGAUAGAAGUGAUACGCCUUCCUUACCUGACUGUAUGGAAACCUGACAUCAUUCUUUACAACAAUGCUGACCCCCAGUACAGCUCGGCAGUGAUCAACAGUAACGUGAUAAUCCGGAGCAACGGGGAGGUGGUGUGGCUGAGCCAUGGGAUAUACAAGAGCAGUUGCCACAUUGACGUCCAAUACUUCCCCUUCGACAUACAGAGCUGUCACAUGAAAUGGGCUUCCUGGACCUAUGAUGGAUAUCAGCUGGAACUUAUACAGCAAGGAGAAGACGGAGAUAUCAGCAACUACCAGCCCAACGGGGAGUUCGACCUCCUCAGCUUCACCCCGGUCCACCACACCCAGUACUACUCCUGCUGCACCGAGCCAUACCCGGACAUCACCUACAUCUUGCAGUUGAGGAGGCGGCCCAUGUUCUACGUAUUCAACCUAAUCCUACCAUGUAUCCUCAUCAAUUGUAUAGCUUUGCUCGUUUUCUACGUUCCUUCAGAAAGUGGCGAAAAGGUGACACUCGGUAUCAGCGCCCUGCUGUCAAUGACAGUAUUUCUAAUGACCAUCAGAGAAACUCUACCUCCAACUGAAAAAACUCCACUUAUAAGUCUGUAUUACGGAGUUAGUAUAUGCCUUGUCACCUUCGCAUCAGGCCUGUCAGUGGUGACCCUCAACGUGUACCACAGGGGAGUCAGGGGGACCAAAGUGCCUCCUUUCAUCAAGACGGUAGUCCUUGAGAAAUUAGCAACCAUAUUGUUUCUUCAGAUAGAACCCAGGCACAAACAUUCAGGACGCCAAAGGGGAGAUUGCCCUAGAUCGAGCAAAUGGAUGUCGGCCGAGAUCUGCAAUUGCAUAACGACGGUAGCCUCUCAAGGGUCGCCCUGUUUCAUCUCUUCCGCCAACAACGCCAAUGCCAAUGUUGAGAGUUUCGAGACUCACUUACUUCGAAUGCUGCACCACGUCAACUCCACCAUCGCCCGGAACGAGCUGCGCCUCCAGGAGAAGGAGAAGCGAGAGAUCACGGAGCUGGAGUGGAAGCAGGUGGCCCUCGUGUGCGACCGCCUUCUUCUCUGGCUGUUCCUCGUCAUAACGGCCAUCACGACCACCGUCAUACUCUGCGGCUCACCGUAUGGGCCCUAAGAACAUUAUAAUGGCUUACAAUAUCUCAUGAAAAUAAAUAUAAAAACUUUAUGUGUAUAAUAUGAGUGAUCAUGUAUUUAAUUUUAAAAUCGUAUGCAUAAAAAAUUCUGUAAAAUUCAGGGAUGAUUACUUUAUGGAACGUGCCAAACUAGAAUCAGUGGAGUAAUGCAAUUAUUUGAAAACAUGCCCACCCAUUGGUGUUUGUCAUGGUUAACUAUGAACAUCAAAGAUUGUUUCUUGGUUUAAUAACCAGUUUCUGGGUACAAUAGCCAUUUUCUGGGUAUAAUAUUCUUGACUAUCUGAAGAAGUUGAAUCUGGAAUGAGCUACAUCCAGAUUAUCAUUUCUCGCUACUUGAAUUGAUAAUACUAUUCCUCCAUGAAGCAAAUUCAGCAAAACCAAUGUUAGCUAUAUAAAUGACAAAUUUCGUAUUACUAUUUUUCUUCUUUAUUUAGUAAAUUAUUUGCCUGAUUCAACAUCAUUUAGCCAGUUUGGAAAUCUCAACAAAUGAAAUCUUUUUUUAUAAUUUUAAUUGCAUGUUUUUAAAACAAUGAAGGGAUGCCCAAAAGGAAAAAUUGUAUUUAAAAAUUUUUGAGGGGACAUAUUUUGGCGGGUUUUUGAAUAAUUUGGGAAGUUAUUACUUUAUAAUCGACAACAGACAAACAAUGUUGACUUACCUACAUACAUAAACAAAUGAGAUGGCGUGUUCUUUCUUCUUUUAAUGAUUUUCAUAAUUUUGCAUCGAUGGGACCUUCCAUUCAUAAACAACUUUGAUAAUAUAACAUUUGCAGCAAAAAGUGUAAUAUAUAAAUACAGACUAUGAUGUGUUACCUACUAAAAAUAGGCAGUCAAUUAAUUGAAACUAGAACACAGUCAAUGCAAUUUUGUAAAAAGCAAUCUUUUGAAAAAGAAAAAAAAUGAAAAAAGUUAACUAUUGUGUUUUUAAUAAAGUCAUUUCCCUUCCUACUUUGAAGAAAAUUUAAUCACAUUUAUAAUUAUUAUAAUUCAAUUACCUAUUUUUUAAAUCACAAUUUAUUUGGUUACAGUUUAUAUGAUUAUUUUUUUAUUACUAGUAAAUACUAUAGAUUUAUUUUUUCCAUUUGAUUUCAGAAAAUAAAUAUUGUUCAAUUCAAUAUUCCAGUUUGACAAAUUUACUAUUUUAUUAUUAAUUAGACAGAAACGUUUCAGAAGCUAUACAUAUGUUCCUAUAAUGUUAAAAAUAUUAGUAAUCUGUUCUUGUUAUGUUUUUUGUAAAGCUAAAAAGAUUGAAAGGUUUAUUGUCAAAUAGAUUAUCAGACACAAUGAUUUCAAUUCUAAACUUGAAAUCUUUGUAUCUUUAAAAAAUGUAUUCCAUGGUAGAGGAGAUGAAAAACAAACAUGAUAAAUCAAUGUCAUAUUAUUUGCAUGAAUCUUUAAUGAAGAGUAUAUAAUUAUGGAUGUGUCUUAUUAAAUAUAUAAUACUGAAAUAUACAAUACAUUUUUUAUGAAUAAUUUAAAUAGAAUAUCCACUAAAUAUAUAUGUGUAAAAUAAUUAUUAAAAUAAGUUAUUAAUAAGUCAGUUUUAUUGAGAAAGUGGUCCAGCAGGAGAAAAAAAAACUUUCGUAUUGUAAAUAUUUUGAGAUGAUUUAUUUAAAGCAUGUUUGUAUAUAAUGUAAUUAAUCAAAAAAAAAAAAAAAAUCUAUUUGUGAAAUUAGCAUAGAACUUUUUAGUUUUACUGGAAAGAAAAAAAAUCCUUAUUGUUAAGUUUUAGCAAAAAGUAAAACUAAACCACUACUUAGUACUUUAAGUUAAAAAAAAAAUGUAUUCAGUAACUCUUAAGGUCAUUUUAACAUAUUGUUGUCAACAAUAAAUAUUUUAAAAUCCAUUCUGAUUUUUCAUAAACACUGGAUUCAUAUACAUUUAAACACCUACCAAUUUUCAGUACUCAGUUCUUUGAAUAGACCUGUUCAUUUUAAGUUACUCAAUUAAA
Molecule: messenger RNA, 4839 nt
Organism: Nezara viridula (southern green stink bug)
Lineage: Eukaryota; Metazoa; Arthropoda; Insecta; Hemiptera; Pentatomidae
Source: the annotation of a GenBank genome assembly